Puccinia triticina is the source of this 543-nucleotide messenger RNA. RefSeq lists its product as uncharacterized. Bases 1 to 543 code for a protein of 180 amino acids. The record is from RefSeq and is a predicted model, not a curated record. NCBI's taxonomy places the organism in Eukaryota, Fungi, Basidiomycota, Pucciniomycetes, Pucciniales, Pucciniaceae. The transcript has 7 exons.
AUGUUAUUAACCAAGCUCUUAGUUGCUCUUCAGCUCUUACAUUACUACAAUGCUUCAGCACUUCCCAAGGGUUCAAACCAUCUCAUAAGGAGAAUGCAUGGAAUUGAAAAUGCUGAGAAAGUUGGUCCAACCAGAGAAGUUGUAGAAAGCUCGGUACUCUCUGAAGCAAAGCUUGGAGAUAGUGUAAAAAUUCAAGAUGAUACACCCAUCACAACAGAAAAGUAUGAUGCAGGAAUUCCCCAUUGGGGCCCUCCUUCUCAGGGCAAGAUUAAGCUUAUAAAUGAGUCAGGACUUGAUGUAAAAAAGCAUCGUGCAAUUUUGGCCCAACAUUUAAUCCAACAUGGCCGUGUGGACCUUCAGCGUUUGAGAAAGGGCAAAAACCGAUUUUCUCAUACUCAUGGUGGGUUGGGAGAGGAGGUCACUGGAGAGGUGAAGGAACUUGCUCAGGAAAUUGAAGCCCCUGCAAGGGAUUAUUCAAAGGAUGAAUACACUAAGCAAAUUCUCAACCGUGGCAUGCACAAGCAACAGGGUCCCAUGAUAUAG